Messenger RNA from Brassica napus (rape), 576 nucleotides. RefSeq names its product DCN1-like protein. Gene Ontology annotation, molecular function: ubiquitin conjugating enzyme binding; ubiquitin-like protein binding; cullin family protein binding. The transcript is spliced from 8 exons. Lineage: Eukaryota; Viridiplantae; Streptophyta; Magnoliopsida; Brassicales; Brassicaceae. Gene Ontology annotation, cellular component: ubiquitin ligase complex. Gene Ontology annotation, biological process: protein neddylation; positive regulation of ubiquitin-protein transferase activity. The record is from RefSeq and is a predicted model, not a curated record. The coding region runs from base 1 to 576 and encodes 191 amino acids.
AUGUCGUGGAGACAACGUGGAACGUAUGAACAUGGUGGCGGAUCAAGCGAGAACCAAUGUCGGUGGCGUGGUCUCAUUGUUGGCACCGCCGGGGUUUAUCCUCGUUUCUUGUUGAUUGCUUUCGAUUUACUGAAUGUUAAAGUGAGUUCGAGGAAGUGCAGGAGUGAUCGUCUCGGUGUGGUGCUGGUUUUCAGCAUAGAUUCCAAUGGGAAGUUGCAGGAAAAGCUGGCGUUUAUUCGUUCUGAGCUUAAAGAUGAACAAAAGUUUUAUGAGAUCUACAACUUUGCUUUUGGGUGGGCGAAAGAGAAGGGGCAGAAGUCUUUUGCUUUAGAUACAGCGAUUGGGAUGUGGCAGCUGCUCUUUGCUGAAAGAGAGUGGCCUUUGGUAAAUCACUGGUGUGACUUCUUGCAGGAUCGUCAUAACAAGACCAUAUCUAAGGACACAUGGGCACAGCUCCUGGAAUUUGCAAGGACGGUGAACCCGCUGCUGUCUAAUUACGAUGCAGAAGGAGCAUGGCCUUACCUCAUUGAUGAAUUCGUUGAGUAUUUGUAUGACAAGAGCGUUGUUGACAAGUAA